Ilex paraguariensis (yerba mate) is the source of this 2044-nucleotide messenger RNA. NCBI's taxonomy places the organism in Eukaryota, Viridiplantae, Streptophyta, Magnoliopsida, Aquifoliales, Aquifoliaceae. The record is from the annotation of a GenBank genome assembly.
AUGAAUAUUGAGGGAAGCUGGAAAAGUUUGGGCUUGUUCAGUAAAAUUUUACGGUUGAAUGGGAUAAAUUUAAGGAAUGCUAUCGAGCAUUUAUCUAUUGGGUUGAGUCUUGAGACCUCAAAUAUUGAGUGUUUAUAUUUACGAGCUUCUUGCUACCACGCCAUUGGAGAAUUUAGAGAAGCGGUUAAGGAUUACGAUGCUGCUCUGGAUCUUGAGCUAGACUCGAUGGAAAAGUUUGUGCUUCAAUGCCUGGCCUUCUACCAGAAAGAAAUUGCUUUGUACACUGCUUCAAAGAUCAACAGUGAAUUUUGCUGGUUUGAUAUUGAUGGAGAUAUUGAUCCCCUCUUUAAGGAGUAUUGGUGCAAAAGAUUGCACCCGAAAAAUGUAUGUGAAAAAGUUUACAGGCAACCUCCCUUGCGAGAUUCUCUGAAGAAGGGCAAGCUGAAAAAGUUAGAAUUUCCCGUCACGAAGCAGAAGACUGCUCUUCUACUGGCUGCAGAUUCUCUGGGGCAGAGAAUUCAAUAUCAUUGCCCAGGCUUCUUGUCCAAUAGGCGUCAGCAUCGUAUGGCGGGAUUAGCUGUUAUUGAGAUUGCACAAAAGGUCUCUAAGACUUGGCGUGCUUUGCAAGCAGAAUGGAAAUCUUCUAAUAGAAGUAAUUCAAAAAAUAGCAAGAAAGCCAGAAGAAAGGAAAAACUCAAUGCUCUUAUUAGCCAGAAUAGAGGUGGUGCUGGCUGUAGUACUAGCAGUUUCUCAGAAACAUCAAGUUCUAUGGAAGAUAGGUCUUUGGUCCGUUCUACGAUGACAUGGCAUGAUGUUUAUUCCAUGGCUGUCAAGUGGAGACAGAUCUCUGAACCUUGUGACCCAGUUGUAUGGGUUAACAAGCUAAGUGAGGAGUUCAUUUCUGGAUUUGGGUCUCAUACUCCACUUAUCCUUGGGCAAGCUAAAGUUGUUCGCUACUUUCCAAAUUUUCAAAGAACAUUAAACGUUGCCAAGGCAGUCAUUAAGGAGAAAAAGUGUGUAAACAGUAAGGAAGACAAAAUCAUUGAUCUGUCUGAAGAUGGGAAAUUACAAGAAAUAAUGGAUGCAGAAUCGUGCUCCGAUCUUCACAGAGUUGUGGGUGAAGACUUCUGGUUGGCUACUUGGUGCAACAGCACAGCACUAGAGGGGAGGCGUCUUGAAGGAACAAGGAUCACCCUAGUGCAAAAGGGAGAAAAAGGAUUUGAUUUUGCAAUUAGAACCCCUUGUACACCUGCUAGAUGGGAUGAUUUCGAUGCAGAAAUGACAGUGGCAUGGGAAGCUAUUUGCGAUGCAAUAGGUGGUGAAACUUUUGGGUCAACAGAUUUCAGUGUGCUUGAAAAUGUGAGAGAUGCAAUACUAAGGAUGACAUAUUACUGGUACAACUUUAUGCCACUUUCCAGAGGAUCUGCUGCGGUUGGUUUCGUAGUUUUGCUUGGAUUAUUUCUCGCUGCUAAUAUGGAGUUCACUGGGAGCAUUCCAGAAGGUCUGCAGGUGGAUUGGGAAGCCAUUUUGAACUUUGAUCCUAACAAGUUUGUGGAGUCUGUAAAGAGUUGGUUGUAUCCAUCUCUCAAGGUCACUACGUCUUGGAAAGCUUAUCCUGAUGUGGCAUCAACAUUUGAGACAACAGGAUCAGUCAUUGCUGCCUUGAGCUCCUAUCCCAGAAUCCUUACUGAGAGAUAAGACAUAUUCAGAAGCGUAAACAUGUUCUUAAUCAAAAUUGGGGAGCAAAUUACCUGACAAUUGGCUUUCUCUUGAGUGGUUUGCUUCGGGAAUGUGAUACACAAGAGGAAAGUGGUGAUCACAACUAAUCAGAUUCUUUCUCCUACUUACAAGUUUGUGUUGUUGUGCAUUAUUUUUCAGUACUGCCCAUAUAUAAGAAACCUGUAAGGUAUGUAUUUUUAGUGUAUUUGUAUUCCUUCCCGAUCUUAGCCAAUGCCUUUCUCACGUAGAAUGAUUUCAUAAUCUCCGAAUAAAAAUUCGCAUUACUGGUGAAUACUUAACAUUUUAAUUACUUCUUAGAGGUGCU